This is a messenger RNA of Oppiella nova, 910 nucleotides long. NCBI's taxonomy places the organism in Eukaryota, Metazoa, Arthropoda, Arachnida, Sarcoptiformes, Oppiidae. The record is from the annotation of a GenBank genome assembly.
AAAUAUCAAUAUAUUUUAACAAUUAGGCUGCGAUUCUGGUUUCGGUAAUCGACUGGCGUUUAGAUUAAAUGAAAUGGGAUUCAGAGUCUAUGCGACCGUUUUGAGUGACGCGAGUGUCGGCGCUCAGGACUUGACCACAAAAUGCAAGUUUGCGGACAAUAUACAUGUCAUGGAAAUGGAUGUCACAAAACAGGACCAAAUCGACAGAUGCUAUGAUUUCGUUGACUCAGACCUACAGACCAGUGGUUGCCUAUUGUGGGCGGUGGUCAACAACGCCGGCGAUACCACCUGUGGUCACACAGAAUGGGGUCCUUUCGAUGUGAUCACCAAAACGUUUGACGUCAACGUGUUUGGUGUUAUUCGGGUGACCAGAAAAUUUACCCCACUUAUCAGGCAAUCAACCGGUCGUAUCGUAAUCGUGUCGGGUCUCGGCGGGCGUAUAGUACUCGACAAUCUCGGUGUGCACUGUAUGUCCAAAUGCUCGACCAUUUUCUAUUCGGAUGCCUUGCGCCGGGAGAUGAGGGCAUUCAACGUGAAUGUGUCGACUAUAGAGCCCCUACUGUUCAAGACGGCGAUGUAUGAAAUGAUCAAACCGUCGCUCCAUAGGAAUUGGAUGACAACCGAUGACAGUAUUCGCGAGGCUUAUGGUGAAGAGUAUUUUGCGCAUCAAAUGAAAGUACUGGACUGGGAGCUCAAAAUAGGUAUGGCCACCAAGCACCUGGAUAUUGUGGUGAAUGAUAUGAUCGAUGCCGUGGUUAGUGUGAGUCCACGCCGACGGUAUACACCCGUCAAUAGGUUUGUGUUCAAAAUAAUCCCUCCAUUCAUACCAUUAAUCCCGCAAUGGGUUGUCGACCGAGUGUUUUAUGUUAUGAAUACUAAACCGGCGUCUGUCAAGAAAAGUAUGGCGUAA